This is a messenger RNA of Apis laboriosa (Himalayan honeybee), 2186 nucleotides long. It is a transcript of the gene ICA69, whose product is annotated as islet cell autoantigen 1. Bases 286 to 1938 code for a protein of 550 amino acids. Gene Ontology annotation, biological process: regulation of transport. The transcript is spliced from 7 exons. Gene Ontology annotation, cellular component: Golgi apparatus. Gene Ontology annotation, molecular function: protein domain specific binding. The record is from RefSeq and is a predicted model, not a curated record. NCBI's taxonomy places the organism in Eukaryota, Metazoa, Arthropoda, Insecta, Hymenoptera, Apidae.
AUUAUCUUUAAAAUAUUAUUAGUGCGUCUUUCAUUGCUUUUUUUCAUGUCGCAUCUAUUAAAAUCUCACUUUAAACAAUUCUUAGUAGGUGAAUAAUUAUAAUAACAGUAAACUGUUGUAUGUAUAUCAGUUUUUAAUCUGUCAAAUUGACAGAUAAAGAAUGUACCAAUCUUUUUAUCUAUAUUAAAGUACAAACGCCUAUUUUAAUAUAUUUAAAACAUUCAUCAUGUGUGGUAAAGAAUUGUAAACGUUAAAUAUUCGCAUUUUUAUUAAAUAUCUUCCAUUAUGAAUGCAUAUAACAAAAACACACACGGACCAAGUAUAUCGGGAAACGCAUUCGAUCGUUGGGUACAAAGGACUAAUAUGCAUGACGAUUCCACUAUUACAAAAAUGCAACAUCAGUUUUGGGUUACAAAACAAGCUUUAUCACGGAAAUUAGGAAAAAAGGAAGAUGAAUGUAUAGUAGCAUCAGAUGCAGAAUUAGAUGCCAAGUUAGAAUUGUUUCGUAGUAUUCAAGAAUCUUGUUCUUAUUUGCAAAGAAUUAUUGAUAAAUAUCAAGAAAGAUUAUGUAAUCUUGCACAAGAAGAAAAUGCAAUGGGACGAUUUCUUAAAGAUGCUGGUAAACAAGAUAAAACUAGAGCUGGCAAGAUGAUGACAGCAGUUGGGAAAUCAUUAUCAUAUUCUGGUCAACAAAGACUUGCAUUACGAGCUCCAUUGGGACGAUUAUAUCAAGAAGUAGAAACAUUUAGACAAAGAGCUAUUGAAGAUACAUUGCAAAAGGUUCAAGCAAUGGAAAAGGCUCGUACUGAAUACAGAGCAGCUCUAUCAUGGAUGAAAAAUGUUUCUCAAGAAUUAGAUCCUGAUACAUCAAAACAGUUAGAAAGAUUCCGUAAAGUUCAAACAUGUGUUAGACAAGGUAAAAUAGCCUUUGAUAACUUGGCUUUAGAUUGUCUUCAAAAAGUUGAUUUAUUGGCUGCAGCAAGAUGUAAUAUGUUUAGCCAUGCUUUAGUUUUAUAUCAAAGUACGCUUUUAAAUUUUACUGAAAAAUCUGCACAAGCAUAUUCCACAAUAGCAAAUAGUUUUAAAGGCUAUCAACGAUAUGAUUUUAUGGUUGUAAAAGAACUUACCGAACCUUCAACUAAAUUAGCUCAAGAAACUGGAGGUGAUGAUGAUCUUGAUGAAAAAGACAAAUUAUCAUUUUUUGACAUGGAUUAUCAUGAUAAUGUUGAAGAAGCUGAAGAAAUAAAACCAAUCAAACAGAAUAUAGUUGAAAACGAUAAACAAGAUGAAAAAUUAUUGGAUAUUGAGUAUGAAACAAAAGAUAUGUUGGGAUUAGAAGAAUUAGAUUUAAAUUCUAGUUCUUCAAAUAAUAGAAUCAUGCAAUCAAUUUCUGAAGUAGAACAGAAAGAAAAUCUCGAACAACUUUUUGAAAAUUUAAUCUUAGAUAAUAAUGUAUCUCAUACUGACAUUAUACAAGACAUUAUACAAGAAGAAACUCAAUCUAAAUUUAAUAAAAAAUUUGAUGAACAAAAUCUAACAAUGGAUAUAUUUGAUAAAUCUGAUACAAAUUUUAAUCUAGCUGAUUUCUCUUCCUUAGAAGAACAAAAUUCAAGAGAACAAUCUUUACAAUCCCUUACCUCGGAAAAUAUGGUACUUUUAAAUGAUAUUCUUAUUGAUAAACAAAAUACUGAUAGCGAAUGGGAAGCGAUAUCGAAUGAUACAUUUUUACCACCAAAUAUAUUAAAACAAAGUUUAGGUGAUGCAACUCUUGGUAUUGGACAAAAAAAUAUACUUACUACUACUAAUAUGGAUGACAAAAAAAAGAAUAAGACUGGCAAACUAAAGGGUAAUUCCUGGUUGGAUUUAUUUGCUGAAUUGGAUCCUUUGGCUAACAAUCCGAUGGAAAAUCUUUCUAGUGAUAGUAAUGCAUCUGCUUAAUAUUCUGAAUUUAUUAAGCUUAAAAUUAUAUUCAUGAUAUAAUAUAAUCAUUAUAAUUUACGACAACAAUCAGAAAACACAUAUUUAUUUUCUUUAAAUAGAAUAAUGCUGUAAGCAUUAUUUAGUUCUUACAUAUAUACUAAUAUUAAAUAUUUGCUGUUUGAAUUUUAAUUUUAACAUUCCAGAUUUGUUAGAUCUAAUGAAAAUAACAAAAUAAUGAUAAGAAUCAAAAAAUAGUUAAAUUUCAU